AUGGGCCGACAAGCUUAUCUGGACAAGAUCGCAUUCGGACGGUCGGCCUUUGAGCCCACACAAUCCGCCUCGCAGUCGACAGAAUACGUUCAACUUGAGUCGUCGCAAGCUGAAAUCCCACGGCGUUACCACGAGGCCACGGCCAACAACUACCUUAGAGGCGCUCAGAACGAUGUGCUGGCAUCCGUCGGCGUAGUCGAGAGGAGACACUCUCCUGCUGAGGGGUUUCCGGGACCCAGUGAAGAGCGCCUCGAGCUGCUCGAGGCUGAGGAUACAGUUGGAAAUGCCAUGGCAUUGGUUACCACGCUUACGGAGAAUCUGUGUACGUGGUGGACAUUUCGCUAUCCCCAUGUCCUCACCUUUGGCCAGAUCGCGGCUUCCGAGCAUGCCUUCUCUGGCGCUUCGAUGGUCUAUGCUGGCUUCGCCCCCCGCGUGUUUGCGACCAUGAACACCCAAGCGAUCGUGUAUAGCACCUUUGUCUAUCAACCCGUGGAGCGUUUGCUGUAUGCAACACGUGCAAGCGCAAAGACACGGAACUUGUUCCGACGAGCCAAGACAGUCAUCAAAUCUAGUUUUCGCUUGGGCCUUGAGGUUCUGUUCUACCCGUUCUUCUACCACGCCGCUUUGCAACGCCUUGGGCUGGUCCCCGCUCGCCCACUGCUGCCAACCUGGACAAGUCUCAUUCCCUACUCAAGCUCAUCGCCUCUACUGCCAUCCUCCUUGCAAUACAAUGCCUUCAACUCCAUCACGGACUGUAUUGGAGCAGUACUGGCUUCGCCCGUUAUUCUUUUAUGUGCUGAACACUCAAUCGAACGCUGGAUCUACGCUUGUGUCUAUGAAGCAGUCGAGACAGCCAUCAUCCGUCCUGACAAGCCCGACAUACCCAGUCGAGACGCCAAUGGGAAAGACCGUGCUUUGACCGUUCUUGGGCUGCGACGGGAGUCACCACUUCUGAUUCGCAAUGCCAUUCACAGGCUACUUGCAAUGCUCGGCUGGGCGCUACCGAGUUCGCCGCCGAACACGCAACGGAAGCGGACUAUCGAGCUUGCAACCACAAUUACUCCAAAUGACGGCGAGAUAAUGCAAGUCGGUAGUACUCAGGUUACCAACGCUACCCCACUGAAUCUUCCCACCCUCCAGCCCCAAGAUCAGCCUGCUACAGAGCCGCUCGAUGCAGAUGUAAUCACAAUUCCAAUAGAUGCGUUCCAGGAUUUGAUACGAUCCACGACUCCACCAGGAUCACCAACAGAAUCAGAGCAAAACGAGAACGACCCUCGGAUACGCAUCACUUCAAGGGAAGGUAUCGUAGAAAUGGAAGUGCGUUUACCGCCUAGAAUACUUUCCACUCACACGGACGUCGCAGAAGCCUCGGGUUCCUCGCGAGAGGAUGCAGCCGCUGAGUCGCGGAACCGAGCACGCUCAACAGCCGGCCAUGUAUACCACCGCGUCACUCAACUCUCGUGUGAGCCUGCACAGAUGAUCAGUGCAAUGGUGAGAGCUCAGCUUGUCGGUCUUGCCAUGCUUCCGUUUAGGAUGGUCACUUUGCGAGCGAUUGCUUCACACUAUCUGGCCAACCAAGGCGGGUAUGCGGGGUCGUAUCGCGUUGUAGGUCCACUGGGACUCCACAACGAUGUAAGCUGGCAGAACAUUGGUAACCAGCUCUCACGCGUAGCGCUCUGUGGUGCAUUGGAAUUAUCUAUCGAUCUUGGCUUGUGGGGACUGCAAUAUCUGGCCAUCACAAAGUUUGGGCAGAGUGUCUUCGGAUGGGGUACACUAUAA
Molecule: messenger RNA, 1779 nt
Organism: Alternaria atra
Lineage: Eukaryota; Fungi; Ascomycota; Dothideomycetes; Pleosporales; Pleosporaceae
Exons: 5
Coding region: 1-1779 (592 amino acids)
Source: RefSeq, a predicted model, not a curated record